Messenger RNA from Clavispora lusitaniae ATCC 42720, 2121 nucleotides. Its product is annotated as RNA-processing protein. Gene Ontology annotation, cellular component: mRNA cleavage and polyadenylation specificity factor complex. NCBI's taxonomy places the organism in Eukaryota, Fungi, Ascomycota, Pichiomycetes, Serinales, Metschnikowiaceae. The record is from RefSeq and is a predicted model, not a curated record.
AUGGACGACAGCACCAUCUUGGCACAGCUCGACCAGGCCCGCGAGUUGGCGUUUUCCAACCGUGAUGUGUUCCCGCAAGUGGUCAAGCAGAUUCUCAACCUCGUGUCCAACCCGUCCGCCGCCGUCCAGCGGUGGUGCAGUGUUUUCUUGAAACAGGCGUUUUCGGCGGCAGACAGCCACGUGCUGCCUGGGGUCAAGGUGGACUUGGCCAUCGACGCGUUGCCGGCGCUCAAGGUGUUGGCCAACGUGCGGGACUUGGACGUGUUCAAAAACGCCAUCGACGUGAGCAUUCUUGUGUUCAAGCUCACGUUUCGGUACGUGGCGGAAAACGACGGCAGCUCGCACGUGUGGAGCGGCGUCAACGACUUGAAGAACGAGUUGGUGGCCAAGUUCGACACGCAGUUCCCCUUCGAGCUGACCUUCGACAAGGAACACGACUCCUUGCGCAACAUCGACGCCAAGUUGGAGUUGCUCAAGUUCGUGGUCACCGUGGUGGACUACCAGCUGCGCUCGGUCUCGAGCAAGCACUACUCGUUGGCCCGCAUCAACCCGAACCACACCUUGAUCAAGCCCGCGCUCAUGGAAAGCGAAGCCGCCGCCUUGGUGGAUGUCAUGUUGCGGACGCUCCAGAACGACAUCUUGGUCACGCCGCUCGUCACCGCCACCCUCAACCACCUCGCCGUGCUUGUGCGCCGCAAAAGACAGUACAUGGACAAGAUCGUGCCCGUUUUGGAGCUGCUCGACACCACACAGAAACUCCAGUCCAACUACGAGUCGCUCGAAACGUUCAAGCUCUCGCGCAAGUACGUCGACCGUACGCUCCGUGUCUUGCUUGGCUACAUGGUCAAGUGCCAGGUUGUUCCGCCCAAAUACCAGGCCGCUGUGAGCCGAAAGCUUUCUGUUCUCACGGCGCGAGGCGACGAGAUCCGCAAAAAGAACAUCUUGUUGCCCUCGCCCGAAGACCUGGCUGUGCGCAAGCGCAAGCUUGACGGCUUCGAAAACAGCUCCAAAAAACUCCGCACAGUGGACUACAAGCACUUGUACUGCUUGACCGAUCCGGCCAACGAACUCAACAACUUUGACUUGUCGACUGUGUCGCAGAACAUCUUGGUGACGAUGGCGCUCACAGCAUUGAACAAGGUGGAUCUGCGCAAGUUGUCCAAAGCGCUCGAAAUCAUCAGCGACCGCUAUCUCGACGCAGUAAAAGAUCUAGUUCCCACAGCAGCUCCGCAAACGAUAAAACAAGAGGACGACAACGAAGACGAUGACGAAGCAGCUGAGCUGUACAACCCAGAAACUACCUUCACCCUCCCGCCUCCGAAGUUGCUUUCUUUCCAAGAGAAAAAGGACCAUGUGGCGCUCAUAAUCCGCAAUUUCUUUGCGCUUGCCAACACGGGGAAACCGGCAGACGACGAGCUUCAGGCUGCCCCCAACGGCAUCAGCAAAGAGCUCACGAAAGUGGCAAUCCAGUCAUGGCGCCAAGACUCGUGGGUGCUUCUUCUUACAAGGUUGGCCACCCGCGGGCUCCAUACAGUGGACUCCGAAUCAGCGGAUGGAAAGGAGAAUAGCGAGCUCAGCGAUAUGGUGAGACGGGCGCUCUUUGACCACUUUUUGGAGAAAAUCCACGAACGCGUAGAUCUCGUGAUUGAAUGGCUCAAUGAAGAGUGGUACAGCGAAAAGGUGGUGAACGAGCAAAAGGCCCGUGAUGAGAUCCGCGAGAAAUGGUUUAAGAAGUACGAGGAAACUCCAAACGAAGUCGACGAUGUCGAGCUCCAGAUUUCCAAAGAGGUCGAAGCUUUGGACAUUCCUACGCCGCGCUACAACGAAUGGGGCCAAAAGGUGUUGGACGCAAUGAUUCCGUUUUUGGAGCCAACUGACCGCAAAAUCUUCCUCCGUUUGUUGAGUGAUUUACCAACAUUGACUCCAGAAAUGGUUCACGGCAUCAAAUCUUUGUGCCAGGACCCUGCACGGACCAAGUUGGGCUUUUUGUCAUUACAAUUUUUGAUGAUGUAUCGGCCUCCAGCCAAACCAGCAUGUUUGGAUGUUUUGCGUGAGUUGGCCGAAGGUGACCAGGAAGAUUUGAAGGAGGAGGCCCAAAAGCUAUUAACCAAAUAUGCGUAG